GGGUAGACGGUGGAGACCACCUCGCAUUGACGUUUACGCGCGGAGAAGCGCGAGCCGGCGUGCAGGGGAGUCCGUGUGAGUACGAACCGGGACGCAACAGUCGCUCGCCAGACUUCGUGCUGGAACUGUCGUUCGGAGGUGAUGAUUUCACGCCGUUUUCCCAUCCCGUUCGUCCCGUGCCUGUUACUAAACGACAGACGAGGAAAAAGUGCAACGAACCUGGCCUCCUGGGGGUGAGUUCUCGGCGAAAAAUUGCGGCGAGGACGCGUCGCGCGCGUGCACAGGAUGGUGAACGGUUCGCGAACGCUAGCGGAGACGUGCCGUCGGAUAGCUCCUGAUAAAGUUCUCCUUUAACCGGAAGGAAGUCGAGUAAUACGUAAGGUUCCGAGGGUGGACCGGUGUGGCGUUAGUCGCGUGUCUGCGUUUGUCUGGCGCCGUUUGCCGUUGCAGCCUCGUCCCACGGCAGAGUCGACGCUCGAACCCGAGGGUUUAAGGCGUCCGGGGCUACCGUGAAAAAUUCACGCGGAAUCCGAGCGUUGCACUGGACCAUUCGCCGUUCAUCAUCGCCGAUGGAAUAUAGAUAAAAGUGGGUCCAAAGGAUGGCGAUAGGAAGAGGAUCAUCGGUGUAAUAAACGACCGCGGCUCGCCUGGAGGAGUUCCUUGAUCCUUUGUACCUGCCCUCGCGAGACAAUUUAUUCCCCGCGUAUUCAAUAUGACGAUAUCGGCGUCCACCGAGAGGAUGGAAACCACGAAGGAGCUGCCUAAGAAGAAGCUUAUCAACACUAAUCUCCUUUCACUGAAGCUCUUAUUAUUCCUUUUCUUUGGAGGAAUGGGCUGCCUCUUCCCGUUUCUUCCGCUUCACAUGAUGGAAAUGGGCCUGAGCAUCGAGCAGAUCCGAAUGAUCUCGAUGGUUUCGCCGGCAAUAGCGAUCGUCGGGCCCCUGGUCGCCAGUCCCAUCGCCGACAAACUCGCGGGUCAUCAGGGAAGGAGCAACAAGUCCUCGACGGGUCGUUACCUCAGGGUGAUGAUCGCGAUCGCCUGCAUUCUGUCCGCCAUUUUCUACGCGUUUCUUCUGAUCAUUCCAACCGUGGACCACGUCGAGCUGCCCAAAGGGAGAAGGCCAGGCCUAAAGUUCAACUGCGACCAGACGGGCGCCGUGGUGUUGCAAGAAAGAUGCAAGGACCGCGUUUCUUGUCACAGGUGGUCCGACGAGACCAGAGUCGGUCCGUUGCUUCUGGAGGAUUGCAAUUACGCUUGCUAUCCUGUCGGCUCGAAACGGUGGCGGGCGGACGACAGUGGUUCUGCUGCUACCGGAACCACCGACUCUAAUAUCGCUGUGGAGGGAAGCGGCGAGACCACGGUGAUUCCUCUGGAGAGUGAAAUGUAUGCGCAGGAUCAAGAAGAAUUCAAGAAGGUCCGAAGAUUCGUAAUGGCCGGCAACGAGCCACCGCAUAUCUGCUUCAACGAGAGCGACAACGUGGUGUGCCAUGUUUACACCGAAUACACUGGUACUCUGGCUGUAAACGCUACUCUGGGCCAAGCUUUAAACAACGAAAGCGGCAAAGAGUGGUGCGCCUAUCCUCUGGCCGAGUACUUCGCCUGUCGUAUACCACUAGAUCUGAAGGCGAGGAUGGCAGAGGUGUACCAGAGUUGUUCCAUCGAAUGCAACUUGGUCGAUGCGUACACUCUCCCAGACAGUGUUUUCGUGGAAAGCCAGUGCCAACGGGGAGAGAAUUGGUCGCAUCUAGUCUUCUGGACGUACUUGGUUAUACGAUCGGUCGCUGACAUUUUUCCAACGACAGCCGUGGGCCUAAUCGAUGCUGCAGUGGUGAUAGCGACGAGAGAAACGUCCUGCGGGCGCGGCGACGUGGGUCGCCAAUUAGCUUUCGGUUCCUUGGGUUUUGCUAUUUUCGGCCCCUUAACCGGCUAUCUCUGCACCUUGAUAGAAAACCUGAACUCUUUCUAUUACCUGCCGAUCGCUCUGCAUUCAAUUAUGAUGCUUCUGGCGGCCGUUGUUGCUAUCUGCGCCAACGGUAUGCCUUUGAGUCCUCCAGAAUGGUGGUGGCACACUAGAAGCGGCAUGCUGGCACUUCCCAUGAGCGCUGUUAAAAGAUACGGCAGCGAGACUGCUGCUUUGGUGGUCAUCCUUAUUGUCAUGGGAACCUUCUGGAGCGCCAUGGACAGCUAUCUGCCAUUACAUUUACAAAAAUUAGGAGGUAACGAGUUUCCCAUUGGCGUAGCUAUGACCGUGGGAGCUGUGCCAGCAUUCUUAUUCCUCUGGAAAUCCGAGCAUCUCGUCGACUAUUGUGGUCACAGUAAUCUUCUCAUCACUGCCUUUACCGUGUACAUUAUUAGGUUUACUGGAUUGAGUCUCGUCUCAGGACCGUGGUGGUCCUUGGUUUCGGAGGCUCUAGAAGUGUUCACCCUUGGGAUUAUGUGGGUUACUGCCAUUCUGUAUCUGAGGCAUCUUGUCCCGCGCCAUUUAACCGUAACUGCCCAGGCAUUGCCUGUGAUUGCGCAUUUCUGUAUCGGUCGGUGUACCGGAGCUGUGAUCGGUGCUUACAUAAACGUAGACGACUCUGACAUCGUUUACUCGUUAAGAUUCGUGUAUCGUUACAUGGCCAUCGCAGCAGCAGCAGUUGCCGCCUUAUACUUUGUCCUCUAUCACGGCCUACUGAAGCCACGUUGUCAUGCGCACACUAUACAGGGCCCUCGGCAACCCCCAACCGUUGUACAAGCCGCUAUUAAGGAGUAUGAGCUGACAAUGAACGGAAAUGGGAAUUACACACCGCUCAGAGUCUACCACAACGGUAUGGGCAGAAAAGGUCAAUUCCGCUAUUGAGGAUUAAGAAUGGAAAGGGAGAGAGAGAGAUUGAGAUUGAUAUUCAGAGAAAAGGACGUUAACGACACUCUAAAUGUCAUGUUACGGUGCUAGAAUUUAGACUGUCGCUGUUUAUUCCGAUUUCAAGUCAAAAACGAACAAAAAAAAAUGAUUAUUGUUACGUGACGCAUUGUUAACGAAAUUUCACGAUUUCCACUAACCUUCGAUACUGUCAUUAAUUUCCGUCGUACGACCAGUGAAUAAGAGAUUUAUUUGCUCAAACUUAUUUUAAACCGUUAAUACGAUCUUUGAUAUGUACCAAUAUGAGAUUAUAAAUUCAUAUGGAAGUACUCAAAUUUCGAGCCGUGCUCGUACACAUAUAUUUUAGUUGAAUUUGUUUUUGUUAACGAUCUUAACAAAAAUACCGUAUUGUCGAUACAAUCGAAAUCGUUGAAAUCUCCAACGUAUAUAUUUAUUUAUUUUAAUCAUAAUUCAUGAGUAAUUGAUUUCUGUCUUUUUUAAAUACAAAUGAAUCUUGAAUUAGUAAGAAAAGAAUGCCGUAGCGGCUCAUAAUUUGCGAGUAUUUAUAAGUAUCUACAUUUCUAAUAGUAGUAGCAUACUCUGACUUCAACAAUCAUACCGACUUGAAGCGUAAUAUAUUUGUAAUGCUUUGUAAUUCGACGAAACCAUUUUAAUAAUUCUUACGUUCGAUCAUUUGUACACCAAACUGCGAUCACGCGACAAGAUUACGUGUUCAAACUGUUUUUAAAGCAAAAAAAUUUCUACGAACUCGUUAUACUGUAUAACUAUGUAUGUUAAGAGAGACCGUUUAUCUCUGCGUAGGAUAAAACUUGAGCCGACAAAAAAGAAAAAGUAAUAUAUUGAAUGCCGUAUGUAUACGCGAAGGACGAAACAAAUGAGAAAUAAAUAAAUCUGAAGAAUUUCUGUUUA
Messenger RNA from Nomia melanderi (Alkali bee), 3772 nucleotides. The record is from RefSeq and is a predicted model, not a curated record. NCBI's taxonomy places the organism in Eukaryota, Metazoa, Arthropoda, Insecta, Hymenoptera, Halictidae.